Molecule: messenger RNA, 2249 nt
Organism: Lotus japonicus
Lineage: Eukaryota; Viridiplantae; Streptophyta; Magnoliopsida; Fabales; Fabaceae
Product: RAN GTPase-activating protein 2-like
Exons: 2
Coding region: 267-1958 (563 amino acids)
Molecular function (GO): GTPase activator activity; protein binding
Source: RefSeq, a predicted model, not a curated record
AGGUGACAUUUUUAGGGUAGUGGCCAUAAUAACCACCAAUCACAAGCCGUUGGUACAUUUUCAAAAACCAUCACUUUUUCAAUUUUCAUCAUCAUCUCAAUUCUGAUUCAUUUCAAGGUUGAUUUUCCCUCCAUUCUCUCACUAAUCACUCACUCUCAAUUCUUAAACGCCACUCCCUUCAUCCCUUUCGGAUCAAUUUCAACUGCAACUGCAACUGCAGCAGAAUACUCACUCUUUCUCAGAUCAACACAAGAGGUUUCAUUGCUAUGGAGCUGAAUUCGCAGAACAGGCCAUUUUCAAUCAAAUUAUGGCCUCCUAGUCAGAACACUAGGCAGACACUUGUGGAGAGGAUGACCAAUAAUCUGACUACUAAAUCUAUCUUCACUCAGAAGUAUGGAACUUUGGACAAGGAAGAGGCUGAAGAGAAUGCAAAAAAAAUCGAAGAUGCGGCUUUUGUCACAGCAAACUUACAUUAUGAGAAAGAGCCAGAUGGUGAUGGAGGUUCUGCUGUCCAACUUUAUGCCAAAGAAUGUAGCAAGCUCCUCCUAGAUGUGCUUAAAAGAGGACCUAGUGAAAAGGAUAGCAAAGAAGUGGUAGCGGCUGAUAUUACCACCCCUGAAAAGGAUAGCAAAGAAGUGGAAGGGGCUGAUAUUACCACCACUGAAAAGGAUAGCAAAGAAGUGGUAGCGGAUGAUAUUACCACCACUGCAUCUACCAAAUCUGUUUUUGAUAUAUCUAAAGGCCAAAGGGCCUUCAUUGAAGCAGAAGAGGCUCAGGAACUUUUGAGGCCAUUACAGGUUCCUGGAAAUUCUUUCACCAAAAUAUGCUUCAGCAACAGAAGUUUUGGAUUAGGAGCCGCGAAAGUUGCCCAACCUAUUCUUAUUUCCCUCAGGGACCAGUUGAAAGAAGUAGAUCUGUCAGAUUUUAUUGCCGGAAGACCUGAAACUGAAGCACUAGAUGUCAUGAAGAUUUUCUCAGCUGCUCUAGAGGGCAGUGUCCUGAAGUCUUUGAACCUAUCUGACAAUGCUUUAGGCGAGAAAGGUGUAAGAGCAUUUGAAGCUCUCUUGCAAUCACAGAACUUCUUGGAGGAGCUUUAUCUGAUGAAUGAUGGAAUCUCGGAGGAAGCUGCUCAAGCAGUUUGUGAGUUGAUUCCUUCCACAGAGAAGCUCAAAGUUCUUCAUUUUCAUAAUAAUAUGACUGGAGAUGAAGGGGCACUAUCUAUAGCUGAGAUUGUGAAGCGUUCUCCUUCAUUGGAGGAUUUUCGCUGUUCCUCCACAAGGAUAGGCACUGAAGGUGGAGUUGCCUUAGCUGAAGCUUUAGGGAAUUGUACCCAUCUGCAAAGGAUUGAUUUGCGAGACAACAUGUUAGGUGUAGAAGGCGGGGUUUCUCUGAGCAAAGCUCUUAUCAAGCAUCCAGAGUUAAGAGAGAUAUACCUGAGCUACCUGAACUUGGAAAAUGAUGGUGCAAUUGCUGUACUCGAUGCUCUGAAGGAAUCAGCUCCUCAUCUUGAAGUUCUCGAGAUGAGUGGAAAUGAAAUUUCAGUUGAGGCUGCUCCUGCAAUAGCAGCCUUCAUAGCAGGAAAACAGUGUCUUGCCAAGUUGAACUUCUCUGAGAAUGAACUCAAGGAUGAAGGUGCCAUCAAAAUAAGUAAGGCACUGGAAGGCCUUGUCCAGUUAAAGGAAAUUGAUCUGAGUAGCAACCAAAUAACUGGGGCUGGGGCCCGAGAAUUGGCUCUGACUGUGGUGCAGAAGGCUGAUUUCAAAUCUCUGAACAUCAAUGGAAACUUCAUUUCCAAUGAAGGCAUUGAUGAGUUGACGGAUAUAUUAAAAAAUUCUCCUGACGUUCUUGGUCCAUUAAAUGACAAUGAUCCUGAUGGAGAAGACAAUGAUGAAGAAUCUGAUGAAGAAGACGGUGAGGAUGAACUGGAAUCCAAAAUGAAAAGCCUUUCAGUUGACUGAACUGGCGCAUUUGUUAUCUCCUUUCAUGUUCUGCUGCUGAAAUAACUCUUACGACGGUAGCUAGAUCAUUUUAUUCCAUGUUGUUUAUGUAGGCAUCAGUUACAGACAGCAGUUAAUCUUGUUUUCAAUGUUUCAUUUCUCUUCGUAGCACGAGAACGAGAAUGUAUUAUUUGCAGUUGCAACACUGUAGUCUAUAGUCUUAUUGUUUUUCAAACAUGGUUCUGCUUGUAGAAGUUUUCUUUGGGGUACAAUUAGUACUGAGAUUUGAAGUUAUUCUUUUUUCUGGUCAAA